CAGAUCUUUCCCGAUCGAUAUUGACAAAAGCACAAUAUCCAUUGGGCAUUUAAAAGAACUUAUUAAGAAGAAGAAGGAUCCAUAUUAUAAUAAUAUUUCAGCAGUCAAAUUUGAACUAUGGAGUGUGGACAUUCCUAUUAACCUAGAAAAUAUAGACACAAAAAUAUAUGAAGAAAAAAUUAGUGAAUACAAAGGUGUGAGGUUGCUCCCAAACGCUGUUGUAGAAACAGUUUUGUCUGAAAAUAAUAAAAAUAGCAUUCGUAUACUUGUACAACCACCAGCUACCACUGGAGGCCUUGGCGGGACAAAUAUGAAAAGAAAAGAAGAUGGCCUAGGUUAUGAGGGUUUAGACCUCACACACAUAGACAAUAUAUGUCAAAGAAAACAAACUAUCAAUAAAUUGAUUGAUGAUCUGUUGAAAAAGCGUAUUAUUCUAGUUCGAUCACCUCCAAUGGCCGGAAAAACAUCACUUGCGCAAUUAUUGGAACAUAACAUUCUUCAAUCGGAUGAAGUAAAGAAUGGAUUAAGAUGUGUUUUUCGAAUUUCACUGAUGUGGAUGAUUAAACGCGGAAUGGAAUGGACUUUCGCUGAAGGAUUUAAAACACUCAUGAAUAUGGAAUGGGGUGAAUUUAUACAAUUAUGUAAACAUAGCGAUAUUGGUGUAGUUUUGAUUGUUGAUGAAGUACAGUUGAUUUAUAAGCCGCAUAAUGAAAGUGAGCCUCGCAAUGGAGGAGGUAUAUUUUGGGAUACAUUUAAAGAAGUUAAGCAAUAUUUGACAAAUCUUUGUAUAGUAGCAUUUGCAUCAUACGGUUAUUAUGGUUCUUACACUAGUUACGGAGAUCAUUCAGCUAUGGAUAUUUCACCACCUUCUAUUCUUUGUAAGGAUAAUACAUGGGAUUUUUCGGAUGUCUGUUUUACUGAUGAAGAGUUUGACGACUACUUUUACCGAUUUUGUGAAAUGCGUCUUCAUAUGUUGAAAAAAGGUGAUAUUCCAUUUCUACAUAAUUAUGUGCGUGAAAUAACAGCCUAUCAUCCUGGUUUAAUUACUUUUACAAUGGAUGAAUGCAUCCGUGCAACACCACAAGUUAUUGAUAUGUCAGACGAGGAAAAAAAAAUUGUCGAUAAAGUACUUUUCAAAAAAAGUCUUAAAAUUCAAACCAACAGAACUCCAUAUAAUAGUCGAAUUAUUAAGACGAAUGUUCUUGUUGAUAUUGGAAAGACAGUAGGUCGUUCAACCCUUAACUUUCCAGCACCAUUACUUAUGGCUACAUAUCUUCAAGAUCGUUUCGGUCACAUUACACGUUCUAUAUCACCACCUAAGACACUUGAAGAUUUUAUAAAGUCUGUGUUUGCGAUCAUGAACCCCAAAAUAUUACAAAAUAGCAAAGGCAGAAGUAAAGAUGGUAGACUAUUUGAACGUGUCUGGCAAAUGGAAUUUUAUCGUGCCUCAUUACAAGUUCUCCCUGAUGAUAUUUAUCCUUCCGUUGAUGUUGGAAAGGUGUUUAGAUCAAAAGGAUAUGUGGAUUUUUAUAUAAAUGAUAAUCGUAAUUGGGCUAUUGAAUUAUUACGAGAUGGGGAAAAGUUGGAUCAACAUAAAGAAAGGUUUCAGAAAGUUGGCAUAUAUGGUCCUAUUCUUAAACAUACGAAACAGUGGGCAAUUAUUGAUGUCCGAAAUAAUAAAAUGAAAGCUCCAGCACUAGAAAAGCGUGAACAAAACGAAAUCUAUGCUUUUUUUUCUGAAAACUUUGAAUUCGUUCAGUUGGUGUAUCCUAAUGGAACUAAGGAGGAUAUUCGGUUGUUAGGUGAAGAAAAUUUACUUGGAUACGACAUAUCAGAAUUUUUAGAUGAUUCAAUGGAAAUUGACUGA
Racocetra fulgida is the source of this 1867-nucleotide messenger RNA. Lineage: Eukaryota; Fungi; Glomeromycota; Glomeromycetes; Diversisporales; Gigasporaceae. The record is from the annotation of a GenBank genome assembly.